Messenger RNA from Gloeophyllum trabeum ATCC 11539, 1081 nucleotides. RefSeq names its product DNA glycosylase. The coding region runs from base 23 to 1081 and encodes 352 amino acids. Gene Ontology annotation, biological process: base-excision repair, AP site formation. The transcript has 8 exons. Lineage: Eukaryota; Fungi; Basidiomycota; Agaricomycetes; Gloeophyllales; Gloeophyllaceae. Gene Ontology annotation, molecular function: mismatch base pair DNA N-glycosylase activity. The record is from RefSeq and is a predicted model, not a curated record.
AUAACCCAACCACUGGCACGAAAUGGCUGCUCGUCUAGACGGACUUGAAGUUCUGGAGUCCACGGAUGAUACGGAAAUUAUAGACGAAAGUGCGAUACAGAAUCUCCGCUCAUCUAUCUCGCAGUUCUCCUUCUCCUUCGCGAACCCCCGCCGCUCGCCGCGCAAGCUGAGCAGACCUACGGAGUCGGAUAGCAAUGGCGCACACACUCUGCCAGUGACACCACGCAAGCGACGGGCAGCAUUGGAUGUCUCGACGGCGAGGACACCCUCGCCCAAGAAGUCUAAGAGGGGAUACGCUGCUCCGGAGACGUAUGCGCACCUGAAUUUCCUCCAGGAUUAUCUGAAGGAGGAGCUUGACGUAAUGUUCUGUGGGAUCAACCCGGGGUACAUGUCCGCGGAGAAAGGCCACCACUUCGCCAACCCCACGAACCACUUUUGGAAAUGCCUUCACCAGUCAGGUUUCACCCCAUCCUUAAUCCCUCCAACUCGAGAUUUCACCCUCCCUUCAUCCUACAACAUUGGCCUGACCAAUCUAGUCGACCGACCCUCAAUCGAGCAAGCUGAGCUCUCCCCCGCCGAAAUGGCCACCUCCGUCCCAGCCUUCCUGUCCAAGGUCGCGCGGUGGCGCCCUCGCAUCGUGUGUUUCGUCGGGCGCGGGAUCUGGCUCUGCGUCGAGAAGGCCUUGCAGCAGCCGCUCGGCACUAGCGCCCGCCCCAAACCACCGAGUAGUCCUCGCAAGAAGACGCGUAAAGGCAAGGAUGAGGGGUACGGCCUGCAGCCGUACAAAGCUGUUCAUACAUCCGCCGACGGGGAUGAAAUCAGUACGGUGAGAGAAACCCUAUUCUUCGUCGUACCUAGCACGUCCGGGAGGGUCGUCAGCCAUCAGCUGCCAGAUAAAGUCAGGCUGUUCACUACCCUCCACGAUGUAGUUGACCAGAUGAAAAGCGGCGCUCUUGACACUGACUCCAUGGCUGUCGUCGAGUUACUCAAAGACGAAGAAAUGCCUGAGGUCCCGCUCGACCGAUUACCUUCUGCCCUGCUAGUUAUGGAUGACGACGUGAAGGCCGAAGAGUCGGCAUAG